Lethenteron reissneri (Far Eastern brook lamprey) is the source of this 9995-nucleotide messenger RNA. RefSeq names its product B-cell CLL/lymphoma 7 protein family member B-like. The record is from RefSeq and is a predicted model, not a curated record. NCBI's taxonomy places the organism in Eukaryota, Metazoa, Chordata, Hyperoartia, Petromyzontiformes, Petromyzontidae.
CUUUCCCUCAACUUCUUCUCUCGGCGCGGGCGGCGCUGUCGCGAUCUCCCUUCUCCUCCUCGUCGCCAUCGUCUUCAUCAUCAUCACCACCUCCUCCUCCACCUCCUCCAUCAUCCUCCGCUGCUGCCUUCUCCUCCGUGUGCCUCCUCCUCCUCCUCGUACCCGCCAUGUCGGGGCGCACGGCGCGAGCGGAGACGCGGAGCCGCGCCAAGGACGACAUGAAGCGGGUGAUGGCGGCCAUAGACCGCGUUAGGAGAUGGGAGAAGCGGUGGGUGACCGUCGGAGACACGUCACUGCGCAUCUACAAGUGGGUGCCAGUGCUGGAUGGGAAACCCCUUGAGAAAACGCGCAGGCCGGUUCAAGGGAAAUCCCUGUCCCUGUCUGCCCACACGUCUCCUGAAAACAGCUCCUCUCCACUCAUGACUGAGUACCAAGAGGAGAACAGUAACGAUGUUAGUGGGUGUUCCAGUCCUGGAAGAGACAUUUCAAGCCAACCCCCGGCUCUUGGAGAUGAUGAAGCAGCCAUGUCUGUGCCAGAUUACGAGCAUCCUCCAGAACUCACCAAGGAGGAGCCACACCCCAUAUUUCUACACGGACAGCAGGUGCUGGAGGAUGAGGUGGCGCCCCCACUGAAGAGGAUGCGCACGCAAGAGGAGCAACCGGCAUCGCCGCCGCCUCCUCCUUCUCAGCCACAGCCAGAGCCAGAGCCAUCAUCGUCGUCAUCACCGUCGUCGACAUCGUGCCGGUCCCAGCUGCCACGCGAGACGGGAGGACCAGAGACCCCGCUCUCGGCCGCCCCAGAUGCCAACGACGGCAAAGAGGAGGAGGAGGAGGAAGAAGAGGGGGCAGCGGCGACGAUGCCCAUGAAGGGCGGGACAUCCGACCUCGCCUUGUCUACCCCGUCCACCUCGUCGUCUUCUUCCUCGUCACUUCCGCUGGAAGAUGGCAAAAUGGAGGACUGUGCUACGCCAGUGGAGUGAUGGGGGGAAGGAGAAGAGGAGGUGGGGGAAGGGGUGAGGUGAUGAUGGAGGAUGUGGGGGGGUGAGUAAAGGAGUGGGGGGACAAGUGAGGAGAUAGCGGGCAAAGGGGUGGGAGACGUCGCGAGUGAGGAGUGAGUGAAUGGGAGGGUGGAGAGAGUGCCUGAGAUGAGUGGGUGAGGGGCGAGUGACUACCUCUCAACCUUUUGAUCAUCGUUGGGGUGGGGACUCACUCCUCCACUGCCAUCCCUGCUGUCCCUAUAGUCUGGAACUUCCUCUGUCUGACAACCACACGAAUGCCCCCCCCCCCCCCCGCCCUGUUCCAGUUAAGGCUUGAAACUUUCUACAUAUGACUGUUUCUCUCCAUCCUACGCUUCAUUCCCAUCGUUGCUGCUCUGCAGUCUCAUUCCCUCCUGCGCCUCUCCAUCUCUCUCGUAUGAAUGCCGCCCCUCACGCUUGUAAAGUACCUUGAGAGGCAGUUUUAUUUAGACGCUUUGUAAAUCGUAUUUCUAUUGUAGCGAGUGAUGGGUGGGAGACCACGGGCAAGUGAUGGCUAGGUGAGUGUGGAUGAAUGGGCAAAUGCAUUCAUGUAGUCAACCGAUACGUGAUGAGCUCAGGCACAUUUAGGAUUAUUUGAUCUUUGGCAGAGAUUUAUUCAAUCAUUUAGUCAUAGGUGAAAGAGCGUGUGAGUGAGUGAGAUCACGUGAGAGAACGAGUGUCAAAGCGAGCAAGCGUAGGGAUCGGAGUGUACGAGCCAAUCUCGGGUUCUCGUCUGUGUCUGGCAUUCCCAUUGCAGUGCGGGUAAUUGCCAGCAAAAUGCUCAGCACUGUAGGUGAUAUUUAGUGAAGGCCGUUUGGCGGAGCCCUCAACACCGCUUAAAUCCUUCGACGCACGCAUCCUCGUACACACACGCGCGCGCGUUUGAGAGGCCAGUCUUUCAGCGCGUGCAGUGUCUGCUGGGACGUGCACACCCAGCGGGGUUUAUCUGAGCGGUCGGCCCCAAGGAUCGUUCAAUGUCGCCAACGUUUUCUAGCACGUACAUGGUGUGCUCUCUCCCAUUGCUUCUCACCCUGCUCAAGAGUUACGACCACAUGAAAAUAUUAGAUUCUCGAAGUAACAAUUUUAGCAAUACACGUGCCUCCCAAUAACCAUCGUUUUAUCGUGCAAUAUACGUACAGUCAUAAUUUAAAUAGCGGCUGAAAAAGGCCUUUACAACUAUGGUUAUAAAAUUGUCACAUUGCAAUGCAAUUAUCACUGAAUUCAGAAUCCCGAUUUAAUGAAAAAUAUAUGUUGUUACAUUGCAGUGAAUGAUAGUGCCUCUAAUGACUUAGAGGCAACGUGAAUUGAAAAACAUCAGUCCUUACGCAAUUGUUAAGAUUAAAUUUUGAUUGACAAAUCCAUGCAUCGGGACUCCCCUACUUGCAACUAUGCGUUCAUUGGACGUGCAUACCCAUCGACCAGUCAGCUCUGCGCACAGUUUGGUUCACCGGCUGCUGUACAGUUCGUGCUCAUGAUGGAUGUUGGCAACGUUGGGACGAUUCCUUCACGUGCGGUUCCACAAACUCCAGCCCUCGCCAUCCUCCACCUUUCCACGUUUGCCAGUCUUUUCUUUGUUCGGGCACAAAUUCGACUGUCGCACGCUGCAUGCACCGGAUGAUCGAUAAACAUGUCCUGUGCUCAUUGCUAGAGAGCGCCACUUUAAAUUAAUAUUGAGGUCUUGCGCGUGUGUCAUGUGUUUGCCAAACACAAGACGGCAUGCAGCAUGUGAUCACUGAACAGAGAAAAUUAUUAGAGGGUAUACCUCGAGGACGCAAAGUUUAGAAACCCUUCCCCCAGAAAUAUUUCUGCACGUGAUUAUUAUUGUUGAGUUGCUAGGCACCUGACUGACAUGUCAAUUUAACGAGAUGACUUGUGGUGACAUUUCAGCUGGGUGAUUCAGUGGUCGGAGAGACAACCUCUCCCAUUGGGCAGCUGCGAGUUUUCAUCUCACUGGGGGACAUCGAAUCGGCCCACCCUCCUCAUCUCCUUGUAACAAAAAAUAAGUACCACUUUGUGAGAAGUCGAUUGUGGUCGUCGGCAUGGAGAGACUGGCCUCUGGCAAGGGAGAAUGUACAAUUUGUACCGCGUUUUGAAUGGGAUUGUCGAAAUGUGGUCAGACCAGAGUCUGCCGAUUGAGAUGCUGGGACACGGAGUGAGCACGCGGUCUGUGCGAUUUCUCACCCGAGGGAAAUAACCGAGUGAGGUGAAUUAAUGUGAACGUUAUGUCUGUUAUCGUUAAUAAGUGCUGAGGUCUGGCUCUUCUGCUGCCACAGAAUGAGGCCGAGGUUUUUUAACCAUGGGGGUUGUCAGUGCUGAGGUGAGGUUUUGUUUUAAAAAGGGGCUUUCCCACUGGAAGUAAUCUUAAUCAUCCGGGAUAACAGCAAUUCGGCUUGUCCAGGCAGUUGCUGGUGAUGAAGCCAUUCCUUGCCAUCGCUUCUGCUCGAACCCUCGGCUAUCGCAUGGGCGAUAUCCAACCUGCAAUGUUCGCGUUUGCAGGAUCCUACCGCCACUCCAAUGCCUAUCUUGGUGACCUGCCCUUCUCCAUCCUGCACGUGUGCCCUAUCCAUUGCAACCUCUUAACGUCUACCUUGCAUUCUUAACCUAUUCUCUUCUGAACCUCUUUUUAAAAUGAUGUUUUACCAUUGCAUUAAGUUCCAAGCACCUGCAAUGCACCUAUAUUCAAAGACCAGAAGCUUAUUUUCCAGUUGUUUUGUUCAAGUCCAACUCUGAUAAAGACAAUUCUUGCCUCAAACCAAGCUCCCACCUCUUAAUACUCAUGUUGACCUCUCGACUAUUCCAAAGCUAUUUACAUAGUCCGCCAAAAACAUACCCAGCGAAUGCAAUACAUCUUAUUCUCACAACCAGGAUAAAAAAAAAAUCAAUUAUACGAGUUGAGAUCACUCAAGUCUCCGAGACUCGUUUUAAUUCGGCUUCCGCUUGGAUUGUUUGGCCAGUUUUUUUGCGUGUCAGAAGAAGAGGAAUGCAGUGCAUGGAGGAAACCCACGUGGCGAGGGGAGAAACGAUCCGACACCUUUUACAGGAGCCAACGCCGCUUCCAAAGCGUUACCCGUCUCUCUUGUGAGCGGACAGUGUCUUACCAACACCACUGCUCAUCUCUGCAUGGGUCACCAACCCUGCCACCUUCAAGUCCGAGAGAAUAGGUGCACGUAAUUGUCACUGCACUGAGAUGGUGCUGUGAGUUUACUGAGGCCAGGGUAGGAAAAGUAGUGUGAAUGGUGUGUGCACGUGUGCGGUUGGUUUUGAGUGGAGCAGUAGUGUAGUUCUUAGCACGCUGCACUAUGAACCUGGCGACCAGAGUUUGAUUCCCACUGAUGGCCCAAUACCAGUGAUUAUCUGAACUGUUUCUGGGCCUCUUGUCUCAGCCUCCUCAUGAGUACCUGCUGCGAUCUAUGAUCAUUGCCAUUGGGGAGACAAAGCUGGCAAGGCAUGGUGCCAGCCACCCAUCCACCCCCUCGCAUGCUAUGCCGGAUAUAAUAGGUGCUCGCGAACAACAUUUUCCCCAAUAGUCUGUUCAGGUUAUACGGGGGAUCUUUGAGCGUCGAUUACAGUUGGUUAUGCUCAUGAUACACGCUACCACGUGUCAAAGUAGUUUUUUUUACGAUUCUCUUAAAUUGAAAUUGCUUCGUAUAAACCCUGCAGCCACUGGAGAUCAUACCUGAAAAAAAGUUAAACUCCAAUGGAAUCGACACCCUGAAUCAUCAAAAUUAAAUACUGAGGGGGCAAGUCAAUGUGUACAAAGGGAAUUCUGCUACACGUGAGAGCCAAUUGCAGUUCUUUAUUGAUGGGGUCGCAUCGGAUUUUGGUCAUUUAGUGAUGAUGAUAUAAUCAGAAUCUCUCUUUCAUAUAGAGGCAGCUUGAAGUCGAGACAGGACUUUUUCUCGUCAAAUUAUAAUUCUAUAAACCUUUCGUUGGUACCUUGGUCGGAGCAUUUCAGUAGGUUAUAAGAUAAGUUCAAAUCUUAUUUUGAGCGUCGAUUAAGCUCAGUCCAUCAUUCUUCCUGGAUCGAUAAAACAAGUAUCCAGUUCGUGCAAAGUUUAUCUUGGGGAAGUGGAAUUUCCACCACUGUUUGGGGUCUCCGUCAGAGGUAUUUCAACUGCCCGGCAAUUCUUUGAGCAUGGAGGCAUGUGGUGGCUUUAAAUUGUUGGUCUUCAGCAGCAAGAAGCUGGCCCCAUGAAGGAAAUGGUCAGAGUCGUGGGAGCCACUCACUGCAGAUAACGAAGAAGUCCUUUUUCAUCUGCAUUAUAUAUCUUAAUUAUUAGAUUGCAGUCCUAGUCUAAUUUGAUAAACAAUCUGCAGAAUUACUUCUAAAACCUGAAGUAAUCAGUCGGCACGGAUAUCAUACAUGUAGUCUCACUAGUAAUAGGGUUUUACCCUUUUAUCUGGCAACAAAACUGACGCCUUUUUACAAGGGAUCAUGUUUGCAUUAACCACAACACUUGCGGUCAAAAUGCAAACAAUAGACAACUCUGAUAAUGUAUGCACUGUCCUUGAAAUUGAUUCGCCCACACCCGAGACAGCUUUACAUUAUCAGAGUUAUCUUUUUUGUUUGCAUUUUGACCGCAAGUGUUGUGGUUAAUGCAAACAUGAUCCCUUGUAAAAAGGUGUCAGUUGUGUUGCCAGAUAAGAGGGUAAAAACCUAUCACUAUAUCUUGCUACUGGCAAAGGAGGUCUCAUAAUGUAGUCACACUUUCUACAGUACAGUGCUGUAUUUCAAUGCACUUAUUUUAAACAUUGAUUAGUGCAUCGAGUUAUGGCUAUGAGAAGGGUAAAUUAAUUGGGACAUGGGGGAGUGACUGCAUGCCUAUCUCUUACCCCGUGGGUUAAGAAUUACUCAAUUGAAAUAUACAUAGCACCCAGACCCCCACUACGAAAACAUGGCAGGACCCUACUCAAGGAUUCGUGAAAUUUGGUGUUGCAUUGCUCGGUAGUCAAGCAUAAUGAUGGUAAAUGUCAGGGUACUGGGCCAGUACCACUGAAGGUCCUGAGUUUGGGAAACCUAUGAUGAUUAAACUAGGUUCUCGUGAGCAGCGAUGGAUGAGAAACCCCCCAAUGAUUGCACAAAAACACUCACUGUGGGAGUUAUUUAAAUUUGGCUAGAAUGCUUGAGCGGUACAAUUUGUGAUAAUUGUAUCAGAUAGUUGACACGCGGAUAGUUAUUUCGUACCACGAAAAAGCACGAUCUGUUGUUGAAGCUGACGAUAAACUGUGCCCCGUGCACUCCUGUCUGGCCUUUUCCGAUUCGGAAGAAAAGCUGAUUAAGUACGUCUUAGAACGGGAAAGGGUUGAGUGGUUGUGUGGUAUCAUCUGGGGUAAUUACCCAAAAUGUGGAUGUGAGGCUCAUUUGGGUCACAACCUAAACUUUAACCACCCGGGACUGCACAGGUCCAGAGCUAUGAACAAUGCCCCUGCAGUAACGCGUAUUCACCAUUUUUACAUAAUUUUUGAUCACCUUUCGUUUAAAACUCCAGGGGAGGUGAAUUGCUUGGUUCACUGAUUCGUUGUUCCGAUCUUGUUAUGUCAAGGGGCAUACGAACGAAUCACAUGCAACAGAGAUGAAGUGAAAAUCAUAUAUUCUCACACCUUCGGUGCGUGUCAUGUCAGUAUGAAUUGAUGCAUUGUUACGAGCCUAUGUUGUGCCACAUCGUCAAAGUUUCACGAUUGGAUUCUAGCCUAUUAUACCGCUUCUCAAGACGCUGUACAGAAAUAGGGGGGGCCCAUAUUUAUUUGUAGAGAGUUUACCGACUAAUGCAGGACUUGUUUCCUUAGAGGCACGUAUUGGGUGGUUAAUGCGGACAGGUGGUGUACUUAUACCCCUGACCACGACUGUUCAGAGCUUGGAUCUUGAUGCCUCCAGCGUGUAAAUGCUCCCCACGGGUCUCCCUCGUGUACUCGUCGUGCUGCCUUGUUGGCGCCACUAAACCGCCUCGCUUCACACGUUGAUCCUAUUUACGGCCAAAGUAUUGGCUGCAAAGAAACACAAAUUGGCGCCGAGUAUAUAUGUUGUGCGUUGUUGCAGAUUCACGCAGUGUUAGGUUCGCAUCCUGGCCCUAUAGGUUGAGGGUUAGCUUUCAGGCAAUGCCCCUCGCAUCAUAUGCCAGCCCAGGCUGGCACACGGCACUGGGAAAGGGCAUUGCGAGAGCGAUUGCAGCGGUUUCGCUCACUGGCUAAACACGCUUGUAUAGAGGGAUUAUCACUGGCACACGGUACAAUCGUACAGCUGUAGUGCUUAGAACCGUCAUGCAUGGAGCUGGGAUGAUCGAGCGACUUGGUUCACAAACUGAAUCAUAAUUUUUUAUUUCAAAGUGGAGGAAUCCGAUGAGCUAUGAAAUUAUUUUUCGCCGCUGUCCAGGUAUGGGCGGGUCGGCAAGUUACAGCAGCAAACAAUGCAAAAAAAUUAUACGAGCGCAAACUAGAGAAAAUGGUAAGAAAGUUACUAAAUGUAAGCAAGUAAAAACUUAAUUAUCAAUUUAUCAAGCUUGGGCAAGGGAGCAAAAACAACAAAACAGUCCCAAACCGCACCAAGAUAGUCCCUCAAGAAAAUAGAACAGCAUAGCACUAUCGAUCACAAUAAUUAUGUAUAUAUAAAAAAAAACUUCGCAACAAUUACGUCAAUGGCCAGUGCAUUAUAUUUGCACUGUAGGUAGACCAAUACAAUAUGACAAUGAAUAAGAUAAUGGUCAUUGAAUUAACGUUCGUAUGAAGCCCAAAUGUUAUCGGGACUAUUUGUAUUAACUAAUGCAUACGGAAAGGUCGCGUUUGCAUACGUGUCUGCAUAUAAUAGAGUAUUUGACAGUAACCGAAAACUUGAAUAUUCAACAGACAUUCACGAUUGCUGGAAUAUCCCAGCUCGAUUGUAACUGCAGCAAUUUACACUUGUAAUAAGGUUUUCUAAAAGUCUUCUACACGCGUGGCCGUCGUUAUCAGCAUGUGCUCAUGCGCAGUCAAUCACGAAGAUGCUUAUUUCGCUGAAGUGCAUCUGGUAGAUUAUCGAGGUGGAAAACAUGACGUUUCAUAACAAUAAAAAAAUUAAAACACAGAUUUUCUUGCCAAAUAGGCAGCUUGAUGCCUGGCAAGUAAAGAGGCAGUAUCAUCAGUGGUGUACACGCACUAGCAAAAACGCCUCCACUGUUAACACUGCCUUAAAACGGAAACGUAAGCACUUGGUGUAUAGAUUUCGGCUAUGUCCCUUCCUCGGAGCAGAGAGACCGGGAUUGACUGAUGUGAACCUUACUCUGUAUUUUUCGGUAAAGUCACGUAGGUUAAAAAAGAAAAACAAAUAAAUUAAAUCACGACGUUUCGGAGGCAACACAAGCCUCCGUCUUCAGGUGGUGUGUCUCUUGGAGCGCCCUUCGCCUGUUACAGUAAUUUUUGCUGUGACGGUUCCACCUGAAGACGGAGGCUUGCGUUGCCUCCGAAACGUCGGGAUUUAAUUUAUUUGUUUUUCUUUUUUAACCUACGUGACUUUACCGAAAAAACUAAAGAGUAUGGUUCCUUGCAGUCACGAAAGCUUCAAAUCUAGAAAGAAAUGAACCUCACUUUGCAAUGCGGUGACUUGGAAACACUCGGAAAUUGUCAAGUCGCUCCAAGUCAUUAAACUGCUCGGUAGAACUAUUAACCAAAACUUUAACAUGCCAUGUAUACUCUACAGAGUGUACCCAAAGGUAUCGAUCAUUAAAACAUAAUUUGUAUUUUGAGCUGGGUGGAUAAAACUGUAUCCACACUUGGUAGUAUCUAAAUUUUAUCGGGUUCAAUCUACGAUUGUUAAUCGGGUUUAACAAAUCUGAAGAGAUUUUCGCAGACUGGCUUGGCUGCUUUGACGUGUUAAACAGUUAACAUGUGUAGGUCCUGCCAACGUGAACAAUUCGAAUUAUAUUAUGACACUGAAAAAAAAACUUCACGUACAAAAUUACACGUUCUGCUUUCUCAUGUAACGAUGCCAGUUUCUAGGAGGGUACUGUGCUGAUGUCUGUUUACAAAAAAAAAUUGAAACAUCCGUUUCAAAUGGCUCUUUAAUUCUUUUUCUUUUAAAUGGGACGAUGCAUUUCUGGACACGUUUUCUGUUAGAAGGCGGUGUUGAUGGAGGGUGGGUGUCGACUUGGUUCGUGCUCUCGUAUUAUAUCAGGCUUUGCUAUAACUCGUUUGCUUGCUGCAACUUGCUCGCGUGUCUUUGUUGUUCCGUCGAGGCGUUGUUUGAAGAGACGCGCUUCGUGCGUUUUACGAACGAUGGUGGUCGGACGUGUGAUCACCAAAAGCGUGUUUGCUUUGUUUUUAACACCAUAUGGAUGCUUUUACAAAAUAUCAGCAGUGCGUCGGUCCCAGCGGCUGGUUGAAAUUAUCAGGAGGGAAGAGAAAUAACUGAUACGACGCGAAUGGAGAGUCCAGCUUUUUGUUUUGUUUAUUCCCCCCUCUUCCAAGAUGGGUUUUCUUUUUUUUUAUUGAAUUCCAAUUUCAGGGGCUGUGCAAUAAGGUGCACCGUUCAAAAUGGGCACCUUGGUACAAUUUUACUCGAUUUAUAGAUGACAUGAAAAUAGCACGAGGCAUUUGCCUUUAAAACAUUUGUUUUUGUUGAGGUGGCUUACAGGGGUUAAUGCCUGUGUCAGGAUCAAUGAGCCAGUAACUCUGGUGGACCUGGGUUUGAAUCUGUGUCAAGUGCCAGUGAUUUAAACCAGGUAUGAAAAGGUACGGAGUUAAAUGGCUAGUCCAGCCACAAAUGACUGCACUAGAAACCCAAGCUAUGAAUAAUUUUUGUUUUAAUUUAAGUUCUAGAUAGCCCAUCUCUUAACAUCUCAAAUUAUUUCAUGUCGGACGACAGCCAUUGCGUAAAACAUUCUUCGCAGCAUUGAAGGAGUGCCGUCCGGCGUUGGGUGAGAGAGGUCUAGAUUUGAAGCUUUCGUGACUGCAAGGAUUCAUACUCUUAGUUUUUUCGGUAAAGUCACGUAGGUAAAAAAAUGAAAUUAA